UUGGUUGAGCUUGUUGAUUUGACCAAAAUUAGCUACACCACCACCGCAGACCAACAUAACUUUUUUACUGCACCAUCAUGAGAACAUUUAGACUCUGCGUUGGCUAACACAAAAGAGGACGCAAUUUCUAAAACCUGAUAAGAUGUCAUCAAUGUGUAACUCUAUGACCACAUGUGUGUGGAUGCUUCUUUCUUUCUUUUUUGUGUUCAUACCUGGACAUGCAUUACUUAACAGCACCUCAGUUCAGACGGUUCAUCGAGGAACAUCAGUCAAUAUCAGCUGUAACUACAAACCAUCAACUGACAUUGAUCGUCUCACAGUGGAACUGCAAACUGAUAAUAAACUGUGCUCAGUAACAAAAUUGAACAAUUCAUGGAUAAAUCAGCCAUGUAGAAAUCACUGUAGAUUCAUUUGGAUUCCAGAAACUGUGCAAAUGUCUUUUGAGGUAUCAGAUCUGCAAAUAAAUGAUACUGGCAUGUACAAAUGUGUUGUGACAAGAACUAUACCACCUCCUUCUGUGCUUUUGAGAGAAGAAAGAACAUUUGUUCAAGUGUUUGCUCACCCCAUUUUGUCUGUGUCACAUGUAAGAGCACUGGGUGGAUUUCACACGAUCCUGUGCAGCUCUGAGGGGUUUUACCCUUCUGCUCUAGAGCAGCUGUGGAUGAGAAAUGGAGAAUUUCAGAACGCCUCGCUCACAUACAGCAUUAACAAAACCAACCCAGAUGGAUCAUUCACCCUCCAUUCAUACCUGAAUAUAUCUGACUGUGUAAACUACUCAUGCUGGGUAAACCACUCAUCCCUGAGCCAACCAACAAUACUCCACAUGUCUCCUGAUUGUUACGGGAGCAGGGAUAAAAAUGUAUGGAUAGCUCUGGCGACCUCUGCGCUGCUGAUUCUCACCAUACUGAUUAUCACGGCUGUGUGUGAGCAUUCCAGAAGAGCACAUCACAGGUCUCCUGUAAGAGUGAAUGUCACACCUGAGCCUGAUCUCCAGUCUCACCUGCAGUAUGACAUAUAUUCAUUGUUGGGUGACCAUCAUCCAGUUCAUUGCAUCCCUGUCGGAGUUCACUCAUCUCCACAGCGAACACCAAAUGUUUUACACUGAUAGAUUUUUAUUUUUUUAUUUUUUUUAUUUAACCUUUAUUUUUCCAGGAAGGUCCUAUUGAGAUUAAAAGAAAUCUCUUCUUCCAGGGAGUCCUGGCCAAGAUGGCCGUAUUAAAAUUUCACAUAAUUACAAAACAAAAAAAACUAAUUCUAAACAGACAAGGUAAAUACAAUAACAUUAAUCAUAUGUCAAAAAAUUAAUUAAAACAGUCACACACUUCAUUCAUUUAACAUCGCAAUAUAUUUUUAAACACAUUCAAAGAAGGAAUUCUUUCUUGAGCAUUAAUUUUAAAUUCAUUCCACAGCCAAGGAGCAAAGUAGGAGAAGGCUGAUUUUCCAUGUUCUGAGUGUAUCUUAGGUACUUCUAAUUUAAUGCCAAUCGAUGAUCUAGUGCUAUAGUUCUUUUUAUACAGGCAUAAAAGCCUAGUAAUGUAAUUUGGCAGCAUACCCAACAAUGCCUUUACUGUAAAUUUUACAUUGAUAGAUAUCCAGAUUCAUUUCUAUCUUUUAUGUAAUAUAUAAUUUCUAUAUGAUUAUUUAACUUUCCAUUAACAUCUUGUUGACUGUAUAUAUGUUGACAGAGUAUACGACACAUACAAAAUAUAAGACCUGUGUUCUUUGCCAGCUUCAGCAUGUAAAAAACAAUAAAAAUGGCUUGCAGAUUGUA
Messenger RNA from Cyprinus carpio (common carp), 1771 nucleotides. RefSeq lists its product as uncharacterized. NCBI's taxonomy places the organism in Eukaryota, Metazoa, Chordata, Actinopteri, Cypriniformes, Cyprinidae. Gene Ontology annotation, biological process: T cell receptor signaling pathway; regulation of T cell proliferation. Gene Ontology annotation, cellular component: external side of plasma membrane. The record is from RefSeq and is a predicted model, not a curated record.